AUGACUAUUACUUAUGAAAUUCAGUUAAACCUCGAAAACAGGCAUGUCGAAAGUCCACAUGCACCACCGCUUAAUUGCCAGACUUGGACUCUCCCUCUGCCUUUGGGCGGAGAGGAUACAUUCAUGAGCCUUGCUCACCCAUUUUAUUUGUUCAGAAUCGCAUUAUUAGGAGAAGACAAAGUCGGGAAAACAUGUAUAUUACGGCGCUUCACCGAUGAUACCUUUAGCGAAGAUUACCAACCAACGAUCGCCUGUGAUUUCGCCACGCGGGUGGUUGAAGUGAAGGUUCAGAUAGAUUUGAGUAGCUCUCCCAGGUACGAGAUCUACGUGACAUCGUGGUUGAAAGAUAUCCACGUAGAUCUGACAAGUCUAUUAGAAUCAUUCCAUGGUCUUACGAGGCGGCUCGAGCGAGUAGAGGAAAUUGAAGUCGAAAGGGGUCGUACAAUUCCGCGAUUAUUGAUCGGAAAUAAGAUUGAUUUGACAGAAGAUAUCGCUGUGGACAUUUCCGCGUCGAGGGAGUUUGCAAAAGACCACGGAAUGAAAUUCGCUCAGGCAUCAGCCAAGACAUCAGUGAAUGUCGAAGAGCCAAUACUGAGGAUGAUCGAGCGGUUGGUUGAACAGUACGUCUCCCUA
Molecule: messenger RNA, 633 nt
Organism: Acaulospora colombiana
Lineage: Eukaryota; Fungi; Glomeromycota; Glomeromycetes; Diversisporales; Acaulosporaceae
Source: the annotation of a GenBank genome assembly